AUGCAACUAAUUUUGAAUGCAUGGAGGAACCGUACUGGUGGAGCAGUUGAUGCAAGUGCAUUUUUGCAAACAUUAGAAUCUCCAAAUGCUAUGCACAAAGAAAAAGAACUUAUUAUUGAAGUAUUCGAUGAUUGGGAUGUUUUAACAAACACAUGGUUUGAGGUCGCGGAUUCAUUAUCCUUCAUCGAAGGUUUGUACGAAGAUACUACUUUCCCAGCCAGAGAUAAAGCUGCUCUUCUCUCAUCUAAGGUCGCUUUUUGCUUGGAAGAUUACCAAUUGGCUUUAACUCUUGCCCUUUCUGCCGGUACAGCUUUCCAACUCACUCCUCGUCCUUCUUCAACUUUAGUCGGAAACAAAGAUGAAGAGUACGUAAAUAAGAUCAUCGAAGUUGCUCUGGAUACAUACAAGUUAUCCCGCAACGAAGGUACCGAAAUCGACAAUAGAUUAGAAGCUUUGGUUAAUCGCUUAUUCGAGAGAAAUCUUGAGAAGAAAGAAUUCCGUUAUGUCGUUGGGCUUGCUCUGGAAACUCGUCGUGUUGAUAUGGUCGAACGUGCCAUUAAAUCAAGCAAUGAUGUGUCAGGUUUAUUGACUGAAACUGUUCAAAAAGUUUUGGAUGGGCAACUUGAUGCUAAUCUCCGUAAUUCCUUGUUGGAUAUGCUUCUUACCAUCUUCUCCACCCAGGAUCAACCAGACUUCGUAGCUCUGGUCCAGUGUCUUAUUCGUCUCGAAAAACCUGCUGACGUUGCUGAUCUCUUGAAUCGCCUUCUGAAUCAAAAUGAAGGAGAGCUGCUUGCUUAUCAAAUUGCUUUUGAUCUCUAUGAAAAUGCGUCCCAACAGUUCAUUGCUAAGAUUUUGACUGUUUUGAACUCGGAAGAAGCCUCCAGAUCAGACGACACGGAAACCGUCGCGGAAAGCUCCAAGAAGGUAAAGGAUAUUCUAUCGGUCUGGGAGGCAGUUACUCCUCACUCAAGGCUCAGAUCUAUCUUACGCGGUGAAGAAACUAUCAAGCAUCAUAUGCAAUUCCUGAUAAAGAAUAACCAUACUGAUAUGCUAAUUUUGAAGGAAAUGAGAGAUUACGUGCGAACAGCUACUGCUCACAACGCCACUGUUGUUUCAAACGGAAUAAUGCAUUUGGGAACCACUUGCGACGACUUCUUGAGAGACAAUCUCGAUUGGAUCAGUAAAGCUACUAACUGGAACAAGUUCAAUGCCGUCGCUUCCCUCGGUCUGAUUCAUAAAGGUCAUGAAACUGCCGCCAUGAAGCUUCUCGAGCCCUAUUUACCUAAGAGUGAAACUGACCAAUACGGCUUUAAGGAAGGAGGAUCUUUAUACGCUUUGGGUCUCAUGCAUGCUAAUCAUGGAAAUCCUUCUGUUAUCAAAUUUUUGAAACAAGAAGUUGCUAAUGCUUCGACAGCCGCUGUUAGACACGGAGCUUGUCUCGGGCUGGGAUUGGCUGCAAUGGGAACCCAUGACCAGGAAGUUUACUUCACACUUCGUGAUGCUCUUUAUCUGGAUGAAGCUGUGACCGGAGAAGCCGCUGGUUUAGCUAUGGGUCUUGUUAUGGUCGGAAGUUUGAAUGAAGCUGCUUUCAACGAAAUGGUACAAUAUGUCAGUGAUACACAGCACGACAAAAUUCAACGCGGUCUCCGAACUGGUAUUGCCAUUUUAGGAUAUGGUCGUCAAGAGGAAUGUGAAAAGUUUGUUACCCCUCUUUUGGAGAACAAGAGUAACGCUGUUCUGAGAGCUACUGGUGUUUGCAUGCUUGCUAUGGCUUACGCCGGAACUGGAAAAGCUGCGGUUACAACUAGAUUGUUGGAGAAGGUAGCAACUGAUCCUAAUAAUGAUGUGAAGCGGUUUGCUGUUAUGGCCUUUGGUUUCCUCCUCAUCAAGUAUGUUUUUUACAUUAUUAUAUGGUUCCGGAUGUCUUUGAGAGAACGGCUUGUAAAAGUAUGA
This is a messenger RNA of Auanema sp. JU1783, 1953 nucleotides long. Lineage: Eukaryota; Metazoa; Nematoda; Chromadorea; Rhabditida; Rhabditidae. The record is from the annotation of a GenBank genome assembly.